Molecule: messenger RNA, 700 nt
Organism: Biomphalaria glabrata
Lineage: Eukaryota; Metazoa; Mollusca; Gastropoda; Planorbidae
Exons: 3
Coding region: 170-502 (110 amino acids)
Source: RefSeq, a predicted model, not a curated record
GAGAGAGAGAGAGAGAGAGAGAGAGAGGGUAUUAAGGAGGGCAAUGGUCAAACGUUUUAUGAAACACUGUUGCAUAUUAUAGAAACGUAUUCACCAAACAAUACAUUUAUUAUUCCCUUUUGUCGCGCAGUCAAGCACUCUAUUGAAUUUUUUUUCGGACAAACAGAGGAUGGCGACGGACAAACUACUGGUUAUUACAUGUGUGCUAACUGUGAUUUCCUGUACAAAGGUGACUCCCUUGUCUACGCCAUCGUUUCGAUCGGGUCAAACUGUAACUUCAGAGGCGAUGACCACAUCAACAACUUUGUCUCCCACAGCAAGAAAAAUGAAAAUAACCCAGUUCCCUGAGAGGUCUCUACAUAUCCCGAAGAUCUACGACAUUCCCACUAGUCCCCCAACUUACUCUGGAACCUGUUCACUUAGUACAUCAGUUAUCAAUGUCUAUAUUCUGGCUGUGGUUGUCCUCACGAUUAGCUGUCUGACAUGGCUACCUUGGCCUUGAAGUUAUCGAUCUAGAGAUACAUGAGCUAAGAUGUGUCAUGCAGUUUACUGGUGCAUAAGAUAAUAUGAUGUAGGUCCUUAGUACUACAGCCUACGGAAGGCAGCAAACUAUAUUUUGUAUUUGUAAAUACACAUUGAAUCUAAUUAAUUGUAUCUUAUUAAGUAUUAUGUUUGAAAAUAAAAUGAUGUAUUAUUUGCA